This is a messenger RNA of Nomascus leucogenys (northern white-cheeked gibbon), 2230 nucleotides long. It is a transcript of the gene PUM3, whose product is annotated as pumilio RNA binding family member 3. Gene Ontology annotation, molecular function: mRNA binding. Gene Ontology annotation, biological process: regulation of translation. Gene Ontology annotation, cellular component: nucleolus. The record is from RefSeq and is a predicted model, not a curated record. Lineage: Eukaryota; Metazoa; Chordata; Mammalia; Primates; Hylobatidae.
AAGCGGCCCGGGGGCGGGGCAAGGCAAGGAAGCGGAAGCGGAAGCGGAGCGGCUGUCGGGAUCCGCUGCGCGUGCUGCCUCUGUCCCACGUGUACGAGUUGCUACAAUGGAAGUCAAAGGGAAAAAGCAAUUCACAGGAAAGAGUACAAAGACAGCACAAGAAAAAAACAGAUUUCAUAAAAAUAGUGAUUCUGGUUCUUCAAAGACAUUUCCAAGAAAAGUUGCUAAAGAAGGCGGACCUAAAAUCACAUCUAGGAACUUUGAGAAAAGUAUCACAAAACCUGGGAAAAAGGGUGUGAAGCAGUUCAAGAAUAAGCAGCAAGGGGACAAAUCACCAAAGAACAAAUUCCAGCAGGCAAAUAAAUUCAACAAGAAGAGAAAAUUCCAGCCAGAUGGUAAAAGCGAUGAAUCAGCAGCCAAGAAGCCCAAAUGGGAUGACUUCAAAAAGAAGAAGAAGGAACUGAAGCAAAGCAGACAACUCAGUGAUAAAACCAACUAUGACAUUGUUGUUCGGGCAAAGCAGAUUUGGGAGAUUUUAAGAAGAAAAGACUGUGACAAAGAAAAAAGAUUAAAGUUAAUGAGUGAUUUGCAGAAGUUGAUUCAAGGGAAAAUUAAAACUAUUGCAUUUGCACAUGAUUCAACUCGUGUGAUCCAGUGUUACAUUCAGUAUGGUAAUGAAGAACAGAGAAAACAGGCUUUUGAAGAAUUGCGAGAUGAUUUGGUUGAAUUAAGUAAAGCCAAAUAUUCCAGAAAUAUUGUUAAGAAAUUUCUCAUGUAUGGAAGUAAACCACAGAUUGCAGAGAUAAUCAGAAGUUUUAAAGGCCACGUGAGGAAGAUGCUGCGGCAUGCAGAAGCAUCAGCCAUCGUGGAGUACGCGUACAAUGACAAAGCCAUUUUGGAGCAGAGGAACAUGCUGACGGAAGAGCUCUAUGGGAACACGUUUCAGCUUUACAAGUCAGCAGAUCACCCAACUCUGGACAAAGUGUUAGAGGUACAGCCAGAAAAAUUAGAGCUUAUUAUGGAUGAAAUGAAACAGAUUCUAACUCCAAUGGCCCAAAAGGAAGCUGUGAUUAAGCACUCACUGGUGCAUAAAGUAUUCUUGGACUUUUUUACCUAUGCACCCUCCAAACUCAGAUCAGAAAUGAUUGAAGCCAUCCGCGAAGCGGUGGUCUACCUGGCACACACACACGAUGGCGCCAGAGUGGCCAUGCACUGCCUGUGGCAUGGCACGCCCAAGGACAGGAAAGUGAUUGUGAAAACAAUGAAGACUUACAUUGAAAAGGUGGCUAAUGGCCAAUACUCCCAUUUGGUUUUACUGGCGGCAUUUGAUUGUAUUGAUGAUACUAAGCUUGUGAAGCAGAUAAUCAUAUCAGAAAUUAUCAGUUCAUUGCCUAGCAUAGUAAAUGACAAAUAUGGAAGGAAGGUCCUAUUGUACUUACUAAGCCCCAGAGAUCCUGCACAUACAGUACGAGAAAUCAUUGAAGUUCUGCAAAAAGGAGAUGGAAAUGCACACAGUAAGAAAGAUACAGAGGUCCGCAGACGGGAGCUCCUAGAAUCCAUUUCUCCAGCUUUGUUAAGCUACCUGCAAGAACACGCCCAAGAAGUGGUGCUAGAUAAGUCUGCGUGUGUGUUGGUGUCUGACAUUCUGGGAUCUGCCACUGGAGACGUUCAGCCUGCCAUGAAUGUCAUCGCCAGCUUGGCAGCAACAGAACUGCAUCCUGGUGGCAAGGACGGAGAGCUUCACAUUGCAGAACAUCCUGCAGGACAUCUAGUUCUGAAGUGGUUAAUAGAGCAAGAUAAAAAGAUGAAAGAAAAUGGGAGAGAAGGUUGUUUUGCAAAAACACUUGUAGAGCAUGUUGGCAUGAAGAACCUGAAGUCCUGGGCUAGUGUAAAUCGAGGUGCCAUUAUUCUUUCUAGCCUCCUCCAGAGUUGUGACCUGGAAGUUGCAAACAAAGUCAAAGCUGCACUGAAAAGCUUGAUUCCUACAUUGGAAAAAACCAAAAGCACCAGCAAAGGAAUAGAAACUCUACUUGAAAAACUGAGCACAUAGGUGGAAAGAGUUAAGAGCAAGAUGGAAUCAUUUUUUUCUGUUCUCUGUUCUGUUUCCCAAUGCAGAAAAGAAGGGGUAGGGUCCACCGUACUGGUAAUUGGGGUGCUCUGUAUAUGUGUUUCUUCUUUGUAUACGAAUCUAUUUAUAUAAAUUGUUUUUUUAAAUGGUCUUUUUUAAAAA